AUGUCUGCUCCUGAACCGCAAGGGAAUAAUUCCAUUAUAGAAAUUGAGAGUGACCCGGAGGAGGACCAACGUAUUAUAAAUCAAUAUAGACAGACAAGAUUAGUGCCAGAUAGACGUUUAAAUCGUCCAAGAGAUGCAUCAAACAGGUUUGUUAAUGCAGAUACCUACUCUUUACAACUACAGAAUGCAGAAGAUGGAGAUGAUGGGGACGAUUUGCAAAUUGUAAACGAAGUAUAUCUAGAUGAUGAGGGCCCUAUCGAUGGUAUGGCUGAUUUUGUUGAUUUAGAACGUAAUACACCAUCGAGCAGGCUGGUAGUGAACUAUGUUAAUGGUGAGACGUCUGAGGCUUCGCGAGAAGACGACGAAAUAGCUAUUAUAGAAGAGCGAACGGUGCAGCCUACCUUUUUGUUGAACCUCCCGAUCGGCCAAACACUUCGAAUUAGUGGCACGAUUGAGGAUCGCCCAGCAAGAAGAUCGUUCGAGACACAGCGUACCGCCAGAGUUAAUCUUUUGCGAAGGGCCGCUAGAGGUGCACAAAGGCUUUUUAUGACUGAUCCAGAUAGUGACCAGAAUGACGAAACUGAAGCUAAUAAUGACGGCGAAUACCUGCCACAAGCUGUGGUGAGGCAACGGCAACAAGCGGCAAUGCAGAAUCGAAUGCAGCGCCAACUUAGACAGAGGUCUUUACGACAAAGAGAGCAUCUAACGGAUCCUGAGGUAGAACUCCUGGACCCCGAAAUAAGAAGUAUGUUUUACCAUGCGGAAACCCCACAUGAGCUACGAACUAUGCUCAACUCGAGAGGCAUAGAUGCAAACGCAAAUUCUCAGAACCUUGUGCAACUUUACAUGAGAUUCCGUUCCAGGCAGUUAAACAACUGGGCAAGGCAACGGGCCCAAGAUUUUUAUUUUAGAGCUAAUACUUCUUCAGGCCGUGAAGAACCGAAUACAAACCAUUCAUUACGUCCGUUACGUCACCAGCAUCCAUUAAACCAGCAGCGGGCGCCUUUCACAAGCUACGUCUUAGCAAGGUCGCUAGGAAACCUGGGGCCAUGGCGUCACGACCUCUUGGGAGAAGAUGAGGAGGAAGUAACGCAAAAUAUUAUAGACCUGAUCCAGGCAAGAGAAGAAAGGGACCUCGACAACCGUAAAAGAAAGUACAUGGAAGAUACCAAGUCCCAGCAACAAAAAUUCAUAGAAAGAGCCCAGUCGCUCCCGGAUAAGUACUGCGCUUCAUUUGACCCGACUCCGAAAAUGAGAAUUACUAUGGAAAGAAAUGGCAAGACCGAGGAAGUCAUGGUGACAGACGAUCAGACUGCUAAAAACUACAUCGAAAUACCCGUCUGCUGUCUAUGCGGAGUAGAGUUGGGGCUCGGCAUUCCGGAUGACUUUAAGGGCAUUUCGCAGGUUGAUCGGGCAGUUUCAUUUGAGAGUCUUGUGUCAAAAUACGAUUUCAGGUCUCCUUACCAAGCCUUAGCACGCCCGUCCGUUGCGGAUCGAAACCUGUCCAAGAGGACGUUCGUUGCACACUGUGGGCACACUUUCUGUGGCAGGUGUUUUGCUCGUAUAAAUAAUGCUAAGAAGUUUUCUAAAGUUUCAAAAAAGCGAUUAGCUGAGUUGAGAGGACCCUCUCAUCCGGACAACUAUGGGCCACGUAUAUGUCCGACAGAAGGAUGUAAAGGUCAGUUACGUGCUAGAGGAAAAAUGCGAGAGGUUUAUUUUUAA
Eremothecium sinecaudum is the source of this 1722-nucleotide messenger RNA. It is a transcript of the gene SLX5, whose product is annotated as SUMO-targeted ubiquitin ligase complex subunit SLX5. Gene Ontology annotation, cellular component: SUMO-targeted ubiquitin ligase complex. The transcript has a single exon. The record is from RefSeq and is a predicted model, not a curated record. Gene Ontology annotation, molecular function: ubiquitin-protein transferase activity. NCBI's taxonomy places the organism in Eukaryota, Fungi, Ascomycota, Saccharomycetes, Saccharomycetales, Saccharomycetaceae. The coding region runs from base 1 to 1722 and encodes 573 amino acids.